AUGACGUUCAAUAGCCGCACGGCUCCUGUGCCCAUCACCGGGGCCACGGCCGCAGUGUUGCCUACCACGCACAGGCCCGACUCCAUUACUGUCAAGGGCUUCAAGAUUUCGACACAAAAGCUUCCGAUUCUCAAAGCAGAUCCCAUUGAAACUAUGACAAAAAAUCUUGGCAUCGCUCCACCAGAAAUGAUUUUCGGCGAUAACUUUGUGUCUAUCGAACAUGAGAAAAGUGGGUGGAGUAUCAACUUCAAUGCGUUCGACGCUCUGGACCGUGUUGAUAAGACGGGAGAGUCUAUGCUGAAAGUAGCGCACUCGAAAGAAUGGCAGAAAAGCAGAGAGACGACACACGAAGGUAUCAAGGAUGUCAUUAAACCAUUCGACUGGUCCUAUAGCACAGACUAUAAGGGUACCGUUAUAUCCACACGAGAUCGCGACUUCGAGCAAACACCUACCCCUAUACCCAUCGAACUACUUAAACGCCCUGACCCUAUACUGUUCUUCGAUGAUGUAAUAUUAUACGAGGACGAACUCGCCGACAACGGUAUAACCAUGUUAUCUUGCAAAGUCCGUGUUAUGCCGGGCAGGCUUCUUCUUCUCUCGAGAUUCUUCAUGAGAUUGGACAACGUUCUUUUCCGGCUCCGGGACACCAGGAUAUAUAUCGACUUUGAAGGAUCGGACGUCAUAAGAGAGUAUCAAUCCAAAGAAUGCGACUAUGAAACAGUACGACAGAAACUAGCAAGUGCCCGAGAUGAUAUACCCGCUAUCAUGAGAGACCCAAACAGGCUCUCCGAGCUUCUUCCCCUCGUCGAUAGGCGACUAGAGCGGGUUGCACUCGGAGAAUAG
Molecule: messenger RNA, 843 nt
Organism: Aspergillus mulundensis
Lineage: Eukaryota; Fungi; Ascomycota; Eurotiomycetes; Eurotiales; Aspergillaceae
Product: TIP41 family protein
Exons: 3
Coding region: 1-843 (280 amino acids)
Biological process (GO): TOR signaling
Cellular component (GO): cytosol
Source: RefSeq, a predicted model, not a curated record